Messenger RNA from Exaiptasia diaphana, 1755 nucleotides. RefSeq names its product DDB1- and CUL4-associated factor 15. The record is from RefSeq and is a predicted model, not a curated record. Gene Ontology annotation, biological process: protein ubiquitination. The coding region runs from base 2 to 1648 and encodes 548 amino acids. Gene Ontology annotation, cellular component: Cul4-RING E3 ubiquitin ligase complex. Lineage: Eukaryota; Metazoa; Cnidaria; Anthozoa; Actiniaria; Aiptasiidae. The transcript is spliced from 5 exons.
GAUGMGRGGCUGUUUGCAGCCAUCGUUGCGUUCAACUUCUGUAAAGUUUUUCAACACAUAUUCACGAAGUCGCUGUUUCAAACUAAAUGACUUGCUAGACAGCAAGGGAGAGAUUAAAAAUGGGCACGUCAUAUUAGGUUUUACCAAAGAUGGCUGUCAUCUUAUCUCAUACAGUCUUGAAAUUGAUACUCGACUAGACCUGCCACAACCUCUUUACUCCUACACACUGCACUGGUGGUGGUUUAGAUACUGUAAACCUCUUGUCAAGGUUCACAGUGUUCCGUUGUUCAGCAAUCAUGAUGUUUAURAUGCCUUGCAUCUUAUUAUAUCGCAAAGUCUUGAUGAAAAACAGCUCAUUAUCUGGGGACGAAGUUCACCCUCACAAGAACAAAGCUGUCGAUGUUAUGUGACUAUAUGUGCUGCGGUGUCAUCUAAGACAUGUAAUGCAUGCCAACUCUCCACAAAUGAAAAAUGCCUUGAGCAUUCCUUUUCUGUUCAUUUUACCUACGAGACSUUGCCUCCAUAUCCUGUUUUCUUGCCAUCUGUCUCAUUGUCCAUCCCUGGAAUUGUUUUAUUCAACUGUGGAGAUUCUCUUGUUGCUAUGAAGUGUUCGCCAUGUUUACAGUCCAGCCAUAUUGAWGCUGCUAUGCAAGACUUUGCACCAAAUAUAUCAAACARSAAUGCYUCUAGUGAACAAYGUAGUAUGUGGCAUGAAGCAGUGMAUGUUGAAAAUACUGACAACAGUGAUGAUGAUCAGUUGACURCAAAACAAUAUAGGRAUCUUGACGAUAAUGGAUUUGGUUUUGAGAACAGACAAAGAUGUAAUGAUUCAYUUGAUAAUCAUAUUGAUUURUUGAACAAGCAACAKUGCAAAUUAGAUAGUGCUUCUAGUCCUUUGAAUUCUCCACAGUCUGUAGCAGACAAUACAGCCAGUAGGAUACCAAUGUAUAGUCCAUGGAAUCCAGUCAAGGACAUCAAUUCCAACACUAGCWGUAGUCAYACCAACUAUUCAUACAAAGUCUACUACAAGACAGACUCAGAGGAUGUAUUUGAUGAUUGCGAUGACAUCAUUAAUCAUGAAAUACCAGUCAACUUAUUAUCAAAYAAUCAACCWCUCUCUUCCUGUGAUACCAUAUAUGGUGUGACAGAACCGUCUGUGCUGGUCUGCCAGGCCUUUCUGGAUAUGGAGGAAUGUAUUAACGAUUUGAUUCAGUCACAUGAGGAGUUGCGUGACAGGUAUAAGUCAUUGCGUGACUAUGAUUGYCAAUUGCUAAGUGUUUGUCCAGAAGGUGAAGUCAUUGUUAUGGUCAAUGUUCUUGUUAAUGCUAAGAGAAAACUGAGUUGUCAUUCUUAUGGCCUUCAGGUCAGUCCAAGCCCUGGGCUUCAUCAAACAGGAUUCGUAUUUUCUUGGAAUAUCUGGAAUGGACAAUAUCGGACUCUACAUUACAUGGAUGUAGAGGAUCAUCCUAGUCAYGGYUUUACCAAGUCAGAGUCAAGUAUGGAAAAGGCCAGAUGUUUGAGAAARGAUACAGCAAUYCCAGUGGGGUUUAGAUCACAAGUUCGCGURUUUUCCAAUCAUACUGUUUUCUCUGAUAAAUCCUUGAAAUAUCUUUUACAUCCUUUUCUCCCUAUUGUCCUUGUGUUGUAAUACAAUAUCAUUGCUUACAGAGCAGGARAUCUUUUCGAUUUUUAGGAGAAUGUAGGAUUUUGGGCUUCCGGCUUUGACUGAAUUUGUCCAUAUUAUGAAUGUGCGAA